Messenger RNA from Frieseomelitta varia, 2627 nucleotides. It is a transcript of the gene Gycbeta100B, whose product is annotated as guanylate cyclase soluble subunit beta-1. NCBI's taxonomy places the organism in Eukaryota, Metazoa, Arthropoda, Insecta, Hymenoptera, Apidae. Gene Ontology annotation, cellular component: guanylate cyclase complex, soluble. Gene Ontology annotation, biological process: cGMP biosynthetic process; response to oxygen levels. The transcript has 14 exons. The record is from RefSeq and is a predicted model, not a curated record. Gene Ontology annotation, molecular function: heme binding; guanylate cyclase activity. Bases 113 to 1924 code for a protein of 603 amino acids.
CCGACUUUCCAGUACGCGGCUCGUGUGCACGAGGUAAACACGGCUCCCAUGGCAAUUAGAAUGGAAUGAUACGUGGGGAAGCCUCGACCAGUCCGCUUCUCUUUGAAUCACAAUGUACGGAUUUGUGAAUUACGCCCUCGAGUUGCUGGUUGUGAAGACCUUUGACAGCGAGACGUGGGAGGCGAUAAAGAAAGAUGCCGCGGUUAACAUGGAAGGACAGUUCCUGGUCCGUCAGAUAUACGACGAUGAAAUCACGUACAACAUCAUAUCGGCAGCUGUCAAUCGACUCAACAUUCCAGCGAACGAGAUCCUCGAGCUGUUUGGCCGGAUGUUCUUCGAGUUCUGCCAGGACUCCGGCUACGACAAGAUUCUGCAGGUGCUCGGGGCGACGCCCAGAGAUUUUUUGCAGAAUUUGGACGCCCUCCACGACCAUUUAGGCACUUUGUAUCCGGGAAUGAGGGCACCCUCUUUCCGAUGUACCGAGAGGCCCGAGGACGGAGCGCUUAUAUUGCAUUAUUACUCCGAUCGACCUGGUUUGGAGCACAUUGUGAUUGGCAUAGUCAAGACCGUGGCGAAAAAGCUUCACGGCACGGACAUAGAGAUGCGAAUACUGAAGACGAAAAACGAGUGCGAUCAUGUGCAGUUUUUGAUCACGAACACGUCCGGUCCUGGGGUCGUGUCAAAUCCCAUGAUCGCCGAGCUUGAAACUUUAUCCGUCGAACCGAAAGUGAGCCCGAUGACGUUCUGUCGAGUUUUUCCAUUCCACCUGAUGUUCAACCGAGACCUCACUAUAGUUCAAACUGGAUGCACCAUAACCCGUGUUAUCCCUCAAGUGUGCUCUGGUAAUUGCAAGCUGAACGACAUCCUUCUGACCGUAAGACCGCAUUUAGAGCUGACGUUCGAGAACAUACUGUCACACAUAAACACAGUUUACGUGCUACGAACGAAGAAGGGAGUGAUGCGAGUCGACGCUUCGGAGGAGUACUCCUAUCUCCGUUUGAAGGGUCAAAUGCUGUACAUACCGGAGUCAGACCUCGUCACCUUUCUCUGUUAUCCCAGCGUUAUGAACUUGGAUGAUCUAACUAGGCGAGGCUUGUACCUGAGCGACAUCCCCCUUCACGACGCCACCAGAGAUCUCGUGCUGAUGUCGGAGCAAUUCGAGGCUGAUUACAAAUUAACGAGGAACUUGGAAUUGCUUACCGAUAAAUUGCAACAGACGUAUCGCGAGCUCGACGGCGAGAAGCAGAAAACCGACAGAUUGUUGUACUCGGUGCUGCCCAUUUCCGUGGCGAACGAGCUGAGGCACUCGAGGCCGGUUCCGGCGAAGAAGUACGACUGCGUGACCCUCUUGUUCUCCGGGAUCGUCGGCUUCGGGGCGUACUGCGCCGCUCACACAGACUCCAGCGGCGCGAUGAAAAUCGUCAACAUGCUCAAUCAGCUGUACACGGCGUUCGACGUGCUCACCGAUCCAAAGAAGAAUCCGAACGUGUACAAGGUCGAGACUGUUGGUGACAAAUACAUGGCCGUGAGCGGAUUACCGGAGCCGUGUCGUUGCCAUGCACGAUGCAUCGCCCGUCUCGCAUUGGAUAUGAUGGAUCUAGCCGCGGACGAGGUGCAGAUCGAUGGCGAGCCAGUGAAAAUCACCAUCGGCAUCCAUAGCGGGGAGGUUGUGACCGGGGUAAUUGGACACCGUAUGCCUCGUUACUGCCUGUUUGGGAACACGGUGAAUCUCACCAGCCGAACGGAGACCACCGGCGAGCCAGGCAAAAUAAACGUCUCCGAGGACGCGUACAGAUACCUGUGCAUGCCGGAGAAUCAGGAUCCCCAAUUUUUGCUGGAGUACCGAGGACCCGUGACCAUGAAGGGCAAGUCGGAUCCGAUGAACGUGUGGUUCCUGUCCAGAGAGAGGGAGCUACCCGCGUAAACAUCGCAAACAUCGUGACCAUCGUAGCAAUAUUUUUACCACCCGGCUCGGACUCUACAUUUAUUUAGCGCAUCGCAUAGGAGAACAUACGAUUUUUACGAUUCCACGUAUCUAUGUAAACGAACGCUCUUCGACUAUCAUGCAGAAACACAAGCCGCGGGAUGUAUCUGUUUGCACGGUGUGACGCUUGAUUCCAGGACGACUUCCGUUAAACUCCGACGAUCAGCAAAAGUCGCUCAUUCGCUCUGUUUUUAACGAAUUGGAACUAUAUUGAACGACGAUGAAAUUCCAAAUUGUAGAAAACAGAUUUCUUCGUAACUGAGCUGUAAUCUACGCGUAGCGCUGACGGAUCGUUACGUUGAAAGAAGAUGAAGAAAUUUCCAAGCGAGACGUUCUCCUGAGAAUGUUCUCCGUCAGCGAAUGCCAAUUCCUCGGGCAACGUUUGAUCCUUCGGAUAUUGCAACAUUUAUUAUUCUCAAGCUAUCGAAUAGUGGAAGGCAGAACAUGGGUCGAUCUACAGUGAGAAGUCCUCCUAGGCUCAAGUCGUACUGAAAAAAAAAAACGGUUCCUCGUUUUAAUAUUAAUCAACGUCCACACGGCGAUCUCGAAUCUCCACGUCCAGUCACCGAUUUAAGUCACGACCAGUGUUUACUACCUGUAAAUGUAAGAGGCAAUCAAAUAUAAAUGUCACCGUGAUAGCGGA